Messenger RNA from Myotis myotis, 1152 nucleotides. RefSeq names its product keratin-associated protein 10-7-like. Gene Ontology annotation, cellular component: keratin filament. The coding region runs from base 55 to 819 and encodes 254 amino acids. The record is from RefSeq and is a predicted model, not a curated record. Lineage: Eukaryota; Metazoa; Chordata; Mammalia; Chiroptera; Vespertilionidae. The transcript has a single exon.
UCACACUCACACUUACACCCUCCACCUCGUUCACCUCAGCCCCACUGCCCCAACAUGGCCGCAUCCACCCUGUCCGUCUGCUCCAGCGACCUGAGCUAUGGCAACCGCGCCUGCCUGCCCGGCUCCAGUGACUGUUGCACCGACUCCUCCUGGCAGGUGGACGACUGUCCAGAGAGCUGCUGUGAGCCCUCCUGCUGCGCCCCCAGCUGCUGUCAGUCCACCUGCUGUGUCCCCAGCUGCUGCCAGCCCACCUGCUGUGUCCCCAGCUGCUGCCAGCCCACCUGCUGCGUCCCAAGCUGCUGCCAGCCCACCUCCUGUGCCCCGAUCUGCUGUGCCCCAGCUUCCUGCCUGACCCUCAUCUGCACCCCAGUGAGCUGCAUGUCCAGCCCCUGCAGCCAGGUGACUUGUGAUCUCAGCCCCUGCCAAUCAGCCUGCACCAGCUCCUGCACACCCUCAUGCUGCCAGCCCACCUGCUGCACCUCCUCCCCGUGCCAGCAGACCUGCUGCACACCCAUCUGCUGCACACCCGUCUGCUGCAAGCCCCUGUGCUGUGUGCCCGUCUGCUCUGGGGUCUCCUCCUGCUGCCAGCCCACCCUCUGCACCUCAUCCUGCUGCAGACCCUCCUCCUGCAUGUCCCUCAUCUGCCGCCCCGUGUGCAGGCCUGCCUGCUGCGUGCCCGCCUCCUCCUGCUGUGGCCCUGCCUCCUCCUGCCAGCCCAGCUGCUGCCGCCCGUCCUCCUGCAUGUCCCUGCUCUGCCGCCCCGUGUGCUCCCGCCCGGCCUGCUGUGUCCCCGCCUCGGCCCAGAAAUCCUGCUGCUGAGUGAUCUUCUUAAGGGCACCCAAACACUCAAGAGCUCAAGCCAUCUGCACCCCAGGAUUCUUUACUAAGAGCCAAGACGCUGCCAAGUCCCUUCAUGGGUCCCCGCACUGGGCAUCUGUGGUCGCCCGGCCACCUCUGUGCCUUUCUCCCUCUGGAAACAGGUCACCCAUUUCUCCACUGACUUCCCCCAAAGCAACGUGCCCUGCCACCCAGCCCGGCUGGUAGUGACCCAGGGAGGCCAGCUGGACGCUCCAGGCCUUGGGGCCUUGAGAGGAGUGAAGGGAGAGAAGCUGGUUUCUCCUCGCCACCUCACCCGUGUGGCUUAGCACCCCA